Solanum pennellii is the source of this 3261-nucleotide messenger RNA. RefSeq names its product extra-large guanine nucleotide-binding protein 3. Gene Ontology annotation, biological process: adenylate cyclase-modulating G protein-coupled receptor signaling pathway. The coding region runs from base 498 to 3011 and encodes 837 amino acids. The transcript is spliced from 8 exons. Gene Ontology annotation, cellular component: heterotrimeric G-protein complex. Gene Ontology annotation, molecular function: G-protein beta/gamma-subunit complex binding; GTPase activity; G protein-coupled receptor binding. The record is from RefSeq and is a predicted model, not a curated record. NCBI's taxonomy places the organism in Eukaryota, Viridiplantae, Streptophyta, Magnoliopsida, Solanales, Solanaceae.
UUCUUGACAUAUCUACAAAAGACCCUUUUUUUUUAACAUUAGUUUUAUCUCUGUGUGUUUUUAUUGAAAGUUGAAAUGUCUCCAAGUAUUUAAUGGUUGGGAAGUUAGGAAUAUCUUUGUUUAUGUUUGACUAAAUUUUGGAACAUUUCAACCUUCAAAGCUGCCAACUUUGUUUUUUUUUCUUUCUAUGUGUAGUUGUUUGGGUUGAAAACUUUGUGCUUAAGAUUCUUGAAGUUUAGGAUUUCAAAGGUUUGAUCAGUUGAGUUAAUUGAAUCUUUCCAAAUUGAGGGUCUUUGCUGAAAAGGACAAAUCUUUGUUUUUAUUUGUAGAGUGAUUGACUUUUUUAGCUGUCUAUAAGUUUUUUGUUUAUGCUAAGAAGUUUUUUUGUUUACCAGAUGGAUGGUUUUUGCAGUAUCAAGAAUUGUAAGUAGUGAAAUUGAGGCUGCAACUGAGUAGAAAAACAGGAAAAGAUUGAAUUUUUUGGGGGGUUGAGAGAUAUGGAGAAAAAAGAUGGAGAGCAUUGGAAGGAGAUGGUGAAAAGAAUGCUUCCUCAGGGAGGGGAUGGGGAAAAUAUCGAAUAUUCAAUAGCAAUGGAGUAUACUGGUCCUUUGUUGUCAUAUGAGGUUCCUAAAGUAGAGCCUCUUGAUGUGAAUUCUAGUGCAAUUCCAAUAGCAGAACCUCUUUCAGAAUCAAGAAGAUCAUUGAGUAAUGGUGUUGCCCCGGUUAUCGAACCUAUUCCAUUGCCGGUAUCUCGUAUUGCUGGAGUAACAAGUUCCCCUAGUCAUAGUCCAAGGGUAUCUUAUAGUUCUGAGUCUCAAGUGUCUGUCUUGCAGAACCCUGAUUCUUCUUCAGGUUCUCCGUCAGCGUCCCCGGGUUCAGUGCUGAAUCACCAGGGGAGAAGAGCCCCAGUAGUCACCUUUGUUGAUAGAUCUGAAAGAGUAACGGGGGAAAUUGAGAAUCAAGUCUUUCCUGAAUAUGUUGGAGUUUCUAAGGAAAGAAAGAAGAAUAAGAAGUCAAGAGUCUGUCAUAGGUGUGGAAAAGGGAAGUGGGAAAGUAAAGAGUCUUGCUUGGUUUGUGACGCAAAGUAUUGUAGCAAUUGUGUGCUUAGAGCAAUGGGUUCGAUGCCUGAAGGGCGGAAAUGUGUGAGUUGCAUUAGCCAGCCAAUUGAUGAGUCAAAGAGGUCCAAACUUGGUAAAAAUUCUAGAGUCUUAUCGCGUUUGCUUAGUCCUUUGGAAGUCAAGCAGAUAAUGAAAGCAGAAAGAGAAUGUGCUGCUAAUCAGCUCCGCCCAGAACAGCUGAUUGUGAACGGAUUUCCUUUAAAGCCAGAUGAGAUGGCAGAACUCUUUGGGUGCCUUUUACCUCCUAGGAAGUUGAAGCCUGGGAGGUAUUGGUAUGAUAAGGAAUCUGGACUAUGGGGAAAGGAAGGAGAAAAACCAGACAGAGUUGUCAGUUCAAACCUAAAUUUUACGGGAAAACUUAGUGCUCAUGCUAGCAAUGGAAGUACUCAGGUUUACAUUAAUGGCCGAGAGAUAACAAGACGUGAACUCCGAGUGCUGAAGUUUGCAAAAGUGCAAUGCCCUCGUGACACUCACUUUUGGGUAUAUGAUGAUGGUCGUUACGAGGAAGAAGGACAAAACAACAUUCGGGGUAACAUAUGGGAAAAGGCGACAACAAGGUUUGUUUGCUCUCUGUUUUCCUUGCCUGUACCACAUGGUCAACCCUAUGGACAGAGAGACGAGCCUAGCAAUUAUACUACUGUUCCAAAUUACUUGGAGCAGAAAAGGGUUCAAAAGCUACUUUUACUAGGGCUUGAAGGUUCUGGAACAAGCACUAUUUUCAAACAGGCAAAAUUUUUGUAUGGAAACACGUUUACCUCUGAAGAAAUUCAAGACAUCAAGUUGAUGAUUCAAAGCAAUAUUUACAAGUAUCUGAGCAUUCUUCUUGAUGGAAGGGAGCGCUUUGAGGAGGAGGCUUUAGCAAGAAAAACUGUGGAAGAUUGUAACACAGAAUCUCCGGAAGACAGCAAGUGUAUCUAUACCUUAAAUCAAAGGUUGAAGCAUUUCUCUGAUUGGCUACUGGAUAUUAUAGCCACCGGUGAUUUGGAUGCUUUCUUCCCUGCAGCAACACGUGAAUAUGCUCCAUUGGUUGAAGAGGUCUGGAAGGAUCCUGCUAUACAGGAAACAUACAAGAGAAGAAAUGAGCUUCAUUUUCUUCCAGAUGUGGCGGAUUACUUCUUGAGCAAGGCUGUGGAGGUAUCAAGCAAUGAGUAUGAACCUUCGGAGCAAGACAUUCUGUAUGCAGAAGGAGUUACGCAAGGUAAUGGGUUGGCCUUUAUGGAGUUCCAAUUGGAUGAUCGUAGCCCAAUGUCUGAAACCUAUGGAGACAAUCUGGAAGCUCCUCCCCCUCUCACCAGGUAUCAGCUAAUUCGACUAAAUGCCAAAGGAAUGAAUGAAGGAUGCAAAUGGGUAGAGAUGUUUGAAGAUGUCCGUGUCGUAGUAUUCUGUGUUUCCCUUAGUGAUUAUGAUCAGAUGUGGGUUGCUCCAGAGGAAAAUGGUAGCGGUGCACUACUUCAGAACAAGAUGAUGCAUAACAGGGAACUUUUCGAAACAAUGAUCAGGCAUCCUUGUUUCAAAGAGACCCCAUUUGUUUUAGUAUUGAACAAGUAUGACCUGUUCGAGGAAAAGGUCAACCGUGUGCCAUUGGGCGCUUGUGAAUGGUUCACUGAUUUCAGUCCAUUGAGACCUCACACCAAUAGCCAGUCACUAGCUCACCAAGCGUAUUACUAUGUUGCAAUGAAGUUCAAAGGCCUCUAUGCUUCCCUCACAAGUAGAAAGCUAUUUGUGUGGCAAGCUCGGGCUAGGGAACGAAUAACUGUUGAUGAAGCAUUCAAGUAUAUAAGGGAGGUCGCGAAGUGGGACGAGGAAAAAGAAGAGACCUACAACGUUGGAGCAGAAGAUUCAUUUUACAGUACAACCGAUAUUAGCUCGUCUCCUUUCUUCCGACAGGAGUGAAAUAACUUAAAAGACAUGUUGAUAGUGUAGAUUAGGACACAGAGAGAGAGGGAGAGAGGAAUGUAAUAUGGAAAUAAGUUUGUACUUACAUUUUUUCGCCAUCGCGUUUUCGUGGUUUUUACAGAGAUAAUGGUGUUGUUUCAAGUGAAUAUCUGGAGUUUUGUGCCAUAUAUUGUAUGUUCUGAUGCUCCUCAAAAGAGAUUUUGAAUGGCAAUACAAGGUUGAGAAUAGGUACUUAUUUUGCAUUCUA